AAAUGUAUUUGUAAUAAAGAAAAAAAAUAACAACAACGACGAUUUAUUCAAUUUGUCAACAACGUAAGGAACGUCUUCCAAAAUUAUAGUAAACGUUAUCUAGGCCUACUAGCAAAACGAAAUAUGGCAACUGAAAGAAAAACGGAUGGCGAAAUAAGUAAAGAUGAAGAGAUAGCAGCAGUAGAGAAGAUGUUACAUGAUUGGCGGUUUAUCUUGCUACAUGUAGAUAGGUGGUUGAAAUGGGAACAGGAUUCGUACCCAGGCAUCAUGGCGGGAUGUGUCAGUGCACUAUUCUUUGCAAUUUGGUACCUGGAACCCUCAAUACUUACCACUGUCUCUUUGUUAGCCAUGGUUGUCUGUCUCAUUGAUUAUUUCCUACCUCGAGUAUUCACAAAAUAUAUCCACACUGGAGAAUGGGUGCCUGACAACCAGCAGCAGUACCAGCAGAUUUGCAUCGGCAUCGUCAACACCAAGAAUAAAGUGACUAGGUUCACCUCAGAGAUGAAGGAAAUGAAAUCAAACAAACCUAAACAGUAUUGUGCUCUUGUGCUGAUAGUUCUUGGAAUAAUCGCCUUCGUUGGGAACGCAGUUCCUAACUUCUUCCUCACCUACUUAUUUGUGCUAUUCAUGGUAUUGUUACCGGGAUUACAUCACCGCGGUCUUCUUCACAAGUAUUACAGUAUUGCUGUUAAACAAGUUCUUGAAGCUUUGGGACGGAACAAGAAAAAGGAUUAAAAAUGCUGAAUCCCCAUCUGGUAUAUCUUAAUGAAAAUACCAUCUCAUUUGCAUAGUAUCCACCUGUAGUUAAAGGAUAAAUGACUGAUAUCCAUGUUCACUCAUGUUAAGACCUACUCAGACAGCAUUGUAUGAUGCAGUCCGACAUGAUUAUUUGUCGCAUCUAUUAUAAGCUCUGCGUCGGGGAUAGUCACGUUGUAGAAAACAUUUUAAUAUUCUCACGAUGACAUCCGAUUUGAAAAUUGUAGGGUAAUGCCAGUUGAAGAUAUAUGUCCGUGAUGAAUUAAUCGGUAGUGAUUUUCGGUCCAUAAAGAUCAUAUAGGCCUGCAGUAUAAAGCUCUGUUUAGAUUAUCAAAAUUUAUUUAAGAAAAACAUGUGAUAUGCCUAAAUAUGGUCAUGAUGACAUCAUAUCAUGACCAUAUAUAGGUACAACAUGGCUAUAUGGAAUUUUAUUGUGUCACCAUUACCAUUAAAAAAACAAACUUUUAAUUUAAUACUUAAUUGGUUACUUAUUGGCUUUCAAUUGCUAAUUAAUAUAAAAGAAUUAAAUUUUCUCCACCAAAUAAUGCCAUUCCUAUAUACUUCACAUAGACCUUUAAAUUGGCUGGCAGUCAAAAUAAAACAAUUUUAUAAAUCAAGAAAAAAAAAAAUUAAUUACUUUGAUCUGUGGGUUAUUCAAAGUUGAUAAUUUUCUUGAUAAAUAAUAAAGCAGUUAAGUAUAUUUUUUAUUUGCAGGUUUUAUCUGGAUUUAUCACAGACAUUAAAUAAAUAUAAAAAAGCCAAAUUAUUGCAACUGAAUUGAAUAUAUGACAGACAGUAUAUCUUUGAAUCACCCAGUGCAGAACAAAGGUCUUGCCCAUAUAUACCUAUGUUACCAGCACCUCAGCAUUCAGCUAAAGACACAUGAUAAUCAAUAUCUAGUUAUCACAGACAUAUCUUCAACUAGUGCCAUGGUGAUAAAGCAUUAAUAUUAAACUUUGACCCAGAUGAGUGACCCGCGUGAACCCUGAAUGCAUGUAGAGAAAAGUGUGGGCAGGGGCCAUGCAAUGCGCAAAGCAUUGAGCAAGAAUGGGUGAUGUGUGUGCUUUUUGCUUAGAAAUGAAAUUAAAACAGGAAAUUAGCUUGUUGUUGAGUACCAUGUUUUUUCUUUUCGCUUUUGUUUUUGGGAGGGGGCCCAGCCCCAUUACCUCCUCUUGGAUCCCCCCGUGAUUUACCUUAAAUAAAAUAUUUGAACAGUAAUACAAAAAAAGUCAUAGAGUUGAUGUGUGAAAGUUAACUAAAAUGAUUUAUAAAUUUAGACAUUUUUAAACUUUUAGAGGCAGAUGCCAGAAUAAACAUUUGUUGUGCUUAAAUACUUUAUACAUUUUAGUUUGAAUACUACAGUAUGGUAAGAAAAUGCUUUAUCUUUUUCAAAGAUUAUCAUCAAUACAAAGAAAUAUGUGAAAUGCAGUUUAGAAAUAUGGAUUAAUAUAUCAGAUUUCUUGAUGUAAUCACUAUAGGAAUCAAUAUUUUUGGUUUCUGUUAACUUGUUGUGCAAAUAGGUUUUUUUUUUUAGUAUAAACACUAUUGAGGAAGUGAAUUGUAUUGCAGGUUUGUAUACUGAAAAUUUAGGUAUAUACAUUAGUGUAAAGAUUAUAUAUCAUAAUUUAUUGAAAUCUUUAGUUCCAUCUACUGUAUUUUAAGGCAACAGAAGGUGGGAAAUCACUGCGACAGACGGUCAUUAACCGACACCAUUCUAUGAAGAACGCAACGACACGCGCAACUUAUCGUUUUUAAUGGAUCCGUUUUAAUGGACUAAAACCAUGUAAAGAGAAAUUAGUUUCUCAAGCCUAAUUGAAACCCUAUAAAAAAAACCGGAAAAAACUAAAACAGAAAUCCUUAAAAAACUCCUCAAAUAUGACAUAAAUCCAUGAGGAUAGAUUUAACGGUUCACACAAGCAAAAAGGUUACUCGACGAUAGCUGAUAAGCAGGGGCGCUUGCUGAAUUUUCAUACAAAAAUAUAAACACACCAGAUGUGUUCAAAGUACAGAAUAGAAAUUAAUGACCAAUCUGGGGUAAUUGUUGUAUAGGCUGCAGUGGGUUGAAGAUGGUGUGAUCUUUGAUGUGUGUGUUUAAUUUGAUACCAUUUGUUUUCUCCACUAAGCAUGUCAUCCAUGUUUUUUUGCUCUUUGGAGUUUUUUUAUAGUAAACUUCAUUCACGGAAAGAAAUAUUUAAUAAUCUCAUCUCGUAACCAUAUAUUUCACAUAAAAUCAACGUCUUGCAAUGAUGAUUUAUAUACUAAUAUGUACAGUACUUGUUCUUUUAAACGUUUAAGAAAUAUUAAAAAUGAACUUUAUUGUUUUUUAGAGACAAAUAUACAGGAAUUACAUCCACAACCUCGAAACUUAGAAGCUUAGCAUUUGACGACAAUUCCAUUCACAAAAAAUAUUUCUUGUGUUUUGUACUUUUUACUAAUGAAGGCCAUCUCCUGUGCGGUUCACUUAAGGUACUAGCAGCGUAAAGCUUAUUCUACACUAUCAAAUUUUAUGUGACAAAAAAAUGUGAUGUGCCCAUAUAUGGGUACGAUGACAUCAUAUCACAAACUAUCAAAUUGUAUCAAAAGAAGUUGAACGUGUUCUACUCUUAUUUUCCAUCAUAUUUUAUGUGACGCUUUUUGAUUAAAUUUGAUAACUCUGUAGACAAAUCUUAAAGCUCUGUCCAAAUUAUCAAUUUUCUUGCACAAAAAGCUGUUGUAUGCCCAUAUAUGGGCAUGUCACAUGUUUUUUAAAAUAAAAAUGUGAUCUGGACAGGGCUCAAGGCAUAACAUUUUUCAUAUACAUGCUUACGAGCAUAGCUUCCAGCAUAAGGGUGCGGAUUCAAUUUCUAGUGGUGGAUCAAGGAAUUUGGAAAUAGAGAGCCUAGAAACUAAAUUGUACUUACAAUUACAGGUUCAUUUCCAUAAUUAGGUAAAAAGUUGUUUUACACCCUUUUUAAGCCUGUUUUAUACUAGUCAAAUUUAUUUGCUUGAAAGCGACGGUUUAUGCACAUUCUCAUUUCUAUUGGAGUUUUUUGCGUCAGCAAAAUCAGUAGUUCAACCUGUUUCUACUUUUUGCGAAGCAAAAAAAUGUGCAAACAAUGAGAGCUCAGUAAGUGAACCGUCGUUUUCAAUUCGCACAAAUAAAUUCGCUUAGUGGAAAACAGAUUUUAUGCUGGGUAUACAUUGCUAAAAUACUGUAUUUCAAUUUCAUGGACGUCAAAGUCUGAUAAAAUUCCACUGAGUAAUAUGCUUUGCAGUUACUUGUAGCUCUUUGCGAAAUACUUAGCCUACUCCUAAAGCUGGGCACUCACUACGACGCAGUUUUACAAAGAACACAACACGAUUAGUGCUCAACAGAUCAUUUUUGAUGACGAUCCAUUCAGGCCAUUGCCAACAAUCAGUGGAUGGCGUUGCGUCAUCCAUCACUCAAAGGAAGCGGAUUUGGAUACGUCGUGCCUCUAGUCCAUUCUAAAGUAAAAUAUUUAAUUAAUGUAAAAUAGUGCAAAUAUAAUGCUGCUUUUCCACUAAAAUGUUGUGUUGUAUAUAUUGUAAUAUUUUAUAAAAUAAUAAUGUUUCAUGGAUCCUUUACCACGAUCCAUUGAACUUUAUGUACAAUGCCUUGUGUAAGUAAUUUAAUGUUGGUUCUGUACUUUCUUAUUUAGUGGUGAAUUUACUGUGUGCAUAAACAUGAGUCCCAUUUGCCAAAAAUCAGGUUGGCCUCCCACACUCCCUUAAGCAAGCGAGAAUCUC
Molecule: messenger RNA, 4503 nt
Organism: Anneissia japonica
Lineage: Eukaryota; Metazoa; Echinodermata; Crinoidea; Comatulida; Comatulidae
Product: ADP-ribosylation factor-like protein 6-interacting protein 1
Exons: 6
Coding region: 124-735 (203 amino acids)
Source: RefSeq, a predicted model, not a curated record